AUGUGGAGUGCAGUACGACCAUCGCCUAUCCGGUGGCUUCGAGCUCCGGGUCGAGCACUCUCCAGCUCCUUCACCAGGGGCCGCGCCAGUCCUCGAGGCCCCCGGAACAGCAUACGGAGACUGGAACCUAUUCCGAAUAUCAGACGAGAAGGCGCACAACCGCUGCAUCCGGAGUCUUUGAACGGCGAAACGAGUAACCCUGCCGCAAACUACGAGCCUUCUCAGAAUACCCUCCUCUCGCCCGUCCAUAUACCAGAAGACCCCAAUGCAGUGCUCAAGGAGAAUCACCCUGCCACAGGGCUACUGGCGAACUCAGGCUUAGUCGUGCAGAGACAGCUGGAGUUAAUGAAUGUGAUGAUCGGGUUCGAACAGGCGAAUAAAUAUGUGAUUAUGGAUGCGAAUGGGAACCAUGUGGGAUAUAUGGCAGAGCAAGAGAAAGGCUUAGGCAGUACAAUGGCCCGGCAGUGGUUCCGGACGCAUCGCUCUUUCGUGACACAUGUUUUUGACCGGCAUGAGAAUGAAGUACUCAGGUUCCAUCGGCCGUUCUCCUACAUCAGUUCCCGUAUUCGAGUCUAUGAUCCUCUUGACAUCGCCGGAAAGGCCGAUUCGUCGUCGACUACUCUCCAGACAGUUUCGCCAGGGCAUCUAGUUCAAGCAAGUGGGGAAUCCAAUGCCAAAGUAUCGCCGCUCGGAAUUGAAGACAUGCGUGUGGUUGGGGAAGCACAACAACAAUGGGCACCAUUACGGCGAAAAUACAACCUCUUCACCUACCAUCCUUCUCCGGAUGCAUCAACAAACAUGGAAACCAAGAGAUUACCACUUGCUGACUCCGGACUUUCUCAAGCGCAGCAGAUGCAGUUAAUUCGCAGUGGGGAGUCUGGUCACGAACAAGGGGAGUUCAGCCAAUUUGCCUACGUGGAUGAGCCUUUCUUGUCAUGGGACUUUGCGCUUCGCUCGGCAGAUGACAAGCUGAUUGGAUCGGUUAACCGUGAUUUUGCUGGUUUCGCUCGCGAAUUCUUCACUGACACUGGCGUAUACGCUUUGCGCAUGGAUUCCGCUUCGCUCAGUCAGGCAGAACAAGCGGGCACACAGAGUGACGUCGCCACAGGCAUGAGCCUCGACCAGCGUGCGGUGAUGCUAGCUACGGCGGUGAGUGUGGACUUUGACUACUUCAGUCGGCAUAGCGGUAGUGGGGGUUUUGGCUUCAUGCCCCUCUGGAUCCCUGGUAUGGGCGGAGACGCCGCUGCGGGCGGUGCUGCUGCCGGUGGUGCCGCUGCAGGAGAAGCCGGCGCGAUAGGUGAAGCAGCUACGGGAACCGCGGGAGCUGCUGGUAGAGCCGGUGCUGCUGGUGGGAUGGCUGAAGGUGCCAGUGCUGGUGCUGCCGGCGCCGGUGCAAUGGCCGGGUAUGAAGCCAUGCAACGAGGUAUGGGUGAGCCGUAUGCACAAGACGCAUCUUCCGACCAACAACCACCAACAUCCAUGGACCAGCCGCCGACGCCUGGUCAGCCUGGUCCGUAUGGAGAUUACUGGGCUGAAGAGCAGCAUGAAGAUGUUUGGGAUGAGGACCCAUGGAGUGAUGAUGGAGGUGACGAUGGAGGUAACGAUUGGUUCUAG
Molecule: messenger RNA, 1614 nt
Organism: Aspergillus chevalieri
Lineage: Eukaryota; Fungi; Ascomycota; Eurotiomycetes; Eurotiales; Aspergillaceae
Product: scramblase family protein
Exons: 3
Coding region: 1-1614 (537 amino acids)
Biological process (GO): plasma membrane phospholipid scrambling
Cellular component (GO): plasma membrane
Molecular function (GO): phospholipid scramblase activity
Source: RefSeq, a predicted model, not a curated record